AUGAUUGAUGGGGAGCUGAAUUCGGUUAUGAAGGGAAGAGGGGCUGAAGCUGAGGCUGAAUUUGAGAAGCUUUUGGGAGGAUUACAUGUAAAGCACUCUAUGGCUGAACUUUCAAAGUCAGAUAGAGGGGAUGAGGCAGAAGUGGUGAAGUUAUUACUUUUAACUUCUCCAUUUGCAGUGGUUUUCAUUGGGUCUGCCCUUUUUGCUUUACAACAGCUAUCCGGCAUAAAUGCUGUAUUCUACUUCUCGUCAACUGUCUUUAAAAACGCUGGUGUACCUUCAGACUUCGCAAACAUUUGUGUGGGAAUUGCAAAUUUAUCAGGGUCAAUUAUUGCGACGAUUUUGAUGGAUAAGCUUGGAAGAAGGGUUCUUCUACUAGGAAGUUUUUUGGGCAUGGCCGUAGCAACAGGUCUUCAAGUAAUUGCGGCAACUUCUCUUGUUUCAAGCUCUGGAGCAUUGUAUCUAUCUCUUGGAGGCAUGCUAAUGUUUGUCUUGACAUUUUCCUUGGGUGCUGGUCCUGUUCCUACUCUUCUCCUAUCAGAAAUAUUUCCCAGUCGAAUCAGAGCAAAGGCGAUGGCAGUUUGCAUGGCUGUGCAUUGGGUGAUAAAUUUUUUUGUCGGCCUGUUCUUUUUGCGCUUACUGAAGCAACUGGGGCCGCUAAUCCUCUAUACAAUAUUUGGUUUCUUUUGCUUAGUAGCUGUUAUUUUUGUCAAGAAGAACGUGAUGGAAACAAAAGGAAAAUCACUCCAAGAAAUUGAGAUUGCACUUCUACCUCCGGAAUAGAGAAAGGGGGGUAGUGAAAGUUUAUAAAUCUUGGCUACAUGAUGCUGGAGGAUUCAGAAUCUAUACAUUCACGAUACACUUGAAGGCUUGAAGACAUAAUGUACAUUCUUAGAGUCUUUUUCUAUAAUCCUUUACAUUUGUGUGUUAUUAUUUUUAAUGUUAAUAUAGUUUUUAUAUGACAAAUAUGAACGACUUUAUUCAGUCAAGUCCUGAAUUUUGAAAUACUAGGCUUUACCUUCGUCGAAUUUAACAAACGGUUUACAUAAUCUUUUAAAUGGGAGGAACUUUUCUA
Pistacia vera is the source of this 1075-nucleotide messenger RNA. RefSeq names its product probable plastidic glucose transporter 3. Gene Ontology annotation, cellular component: membrane. Gene Ontology annotation, molecular function: hexose transmembrane transporter activity. NCBI's taxonomy places the organism in Eukaryota, Viridiplantae, Streptophyta, Magnoliopsida, Sapindales, Anacardiaceae. The transcript has 8 exons. The coding region runs from base 1 to 783 and encodes 260 amino acids. Gene Ontology annotation, biological process: monosaccharide transmembrane transport. The record is from RefSeq and is a predicted model, not a curated record.